AUGAGUGCUGGGUAUCCAAGCUUUGCAGGACGUGUGGAUUACUCCAGUCUCAAAGAUUUAGUUGAUUCAGAAUACGCUGAUAUCGUUCUUGAAUUCCUUUGCAAAUCUAAUGAUGAUCUUCCAGAAUCUAUAAAAGAUAGGGUCAGCACAGAAUUAAUAAAGCAGCUGCAAGAGUUAGAUUGAGAAAAUCUUAAUCCUUAUGAUUUACUUUAUUGAAGCACAGAAGACCAGUCUCACACACUAUUGUCUUUGCUACUAACUUUCGCUAUAAGAUAUAAAAUAGAGCCAAGUGUGAGCUUAAUACGUGAUGAAAAAUUUAGAUAUUUCUUGGACUGAUUGAUCCAAGAAAAAGAUGACUUUUUAUGGGCAGAGCUUUAUUUACUUAUUAUGAGCAGCUUGGCAGAAUAUAAUUUUGAUCUAUUUGAUCAAUACUGAAAUGGCAAAAGCGGCAAUUGAUGCUUGCUGGCCCAAAAAAUCCACUCGAGACAAGCUUUGGUAUGCUUGAUGGCAAUCCUAGCAAAAUAUAAUUGUGUAUGAAUAUAG
Molecule: messenger RNA, 543 nt
Organism: Blepharisma stoltei
Lineage: Eukaryota; Ciliophora; Heterotrichea; Heterotrichida; Blepharismidae
Source: the annotation of a GenBank genome assembly